GGUCGAAGUUGAAGGGUUACAUCCAAUAUGGCGGCUAACAAACGAGUGCUGUAUGUCGGUGGCCUGGCGGAGGAGGUGGAUGAGAAGGUGUUGCAUGCAGCUUUUAUUCCGUUUGGAGACAUCACAGACAUCCAGAUACCAUUAGACUAUGAAACGGAAAAGCACAGAGGAUUUGCAUUCAUUGAGUUUGAAUUGGGCGAGGACUCUGCAGCGGCUAUUGAUAACAUGAAUGAGUCUGAGCUUUUUGGACGGACUAUCCGGGUCAACACGGCCAAGCCCAUGAGAAUCAAAGAAGGUUCUUCUCGACCAGUGUGGUCGGACGAUGACUGGCUGAAGAAGUUCUCAGGGAAGACCGCAGAGGAGGCUGAUGCGGAGGCAGCGGGCGGAGAAACAACCACCACUGCAACACAGGAGGCUGAGCCUCCGGCUAAAAAGGGCCGAGUUAAUCCUCAGGUCUACAUGGACAUUAAGAUUGGAAAUAAGCCAGCCGGGAGACUACGCUUCCUCCUUCGGGCUGACAUCGUUCCCAUGACUGCAGAGAAUUUCCGCUGUCUGUGCACGCAUGAGAAGGGCUUUGGCUUCAAGGGAAGCUGCUUUCAUCGCAUCAUCCCUCAGUUCAUGUGCCAAGGAGGUGACUUCACCAACCACAAUGGCACCGGCGGCAAGUCCAUCUAUGGCCGGAAGUUUGAUGAUGAGAACUUUGUCCUCAAACACACGGAGCCAGGACAGCUCUCCAUGGCCAACUCUGGGGCAAACACUAACGGCUCUCAGUUCUUCAUCACCACCGACAAAACAGACUGGCUGGAUGGCAAACACGUGGUGUUCGGAGAUCUGGUGGAGGGGAUGGAUGUUGUCCGUGCAAUGGAGGCUGAGGGAAAUAAGGAAGGCAAGCCGAAGCAGAAGGUCAUCAUCUCUGACUGUGGGGAGUUUGUGUGACGGAACAAGACAUGUGUUCUUGUUUGUAUAUGUUGUCAAUGGGGGCCGUGUAUGUCUGAGAGCACGAGUGUGUUCAUGGUCUUUUGUACUUUGAGGUCACAUCAUCUGCCAUGUAAAUAUUUCAAUAAACAUCGUUUUUUUUUUUAUAAAGAAGCCACAGCUUGAUGCCUUUUGCUUUGUACAAAUGAAAUGUUCCAUUGAUCUGCUGAUUGUUGGUUUAACCCUUUUUAUAGCUGCAGAGCUACAACACAUUAUUAUUAUUAUUUUCAAGUUUAACUUGUUUUUAAAUUCAGUAAAAAAUCUAAGUCAAUAUUGUCAAAGGCUUUGUGAUUAAUUAAUUAAUCAUAAAACCAUUUAUUUUCAUACAUAAAAUCUGAGUUGGUUCCAAAUUAGAGAUGCACCAUGCAAAUGAUGCAUGGUAAAAUAUAUCUAUGUAAUGGGUUAUUUAUUGUACAUUAUGAACAAACUUCUAUAAGUUGAAUAAAUAUAAACAAAACAAA
Anarrhichthys ocellatus (wolf-eel) is the source of this 1436-nucleotide messenger RNA. RefSeq names its product peptidylprolyl isomerase E (cyclophilin E) (gene ppie). The coding region runs from base 28 to 936 and encodes 302 amino acids. The transcript is spliced from 10 exons. Lineage: Eukaryota; Metazoa; Chordata; Actinopteri; Perciformes; Anarhichadidae. Gene Ontology annotation, cellular component: cytoplasm; mitochondrion. The record is from RefSeq and is a predicted model, not a curated record. Gene Ontology annotation, molecular function: peptidyl-prolyl cis-trans isomerase activity; cyclosporin A binding; RNA binding. Gene Ontology annotation, biological process: protein peptidyl-prolyl isomerization; protein folding.